Molecule: messenger RNA, 1146 nt
Organism: Durio zibethinus
Lineage: Eukaryota; Viridiplantae; Streptophyta; Magnoliopsida; Malvales; Malvaceae
Source: RefSeq, a predicted model, not a curated record
CAAAGCCGAAUUCCCUACUUCUUUCUCCAGAGUUUACACAGUUCUCCACGGCAAAGGUAUUCCUUUGUUUCACGUUUUUGGUUCGACUAAUAUAUUAACCUGAAGAAUCCCAAAGCUUUGGAAGCUCACUAAAGAAAACCCACAGUAAAAAAACCAUGGAUUCACUGUCGUCUGUCUCGCCAUCUAUAGUUCUUCCUCGGAGCAACCAUUUGUCCACGCAGCGACAUCGUCCUCAAGUAGCUGUCUUUUCAUUCGCCACGAAUAACUAUAUUCCUCGCUUGUCGUCUUUACUUAGCGUGCCUUCUUCUAAAGGGAGACCGAGUCGAGUUGUUGAUUGUAAAUGCAAAUUGAACGGGAGGGAUGCGAGAGAAGAAGAUCGUGAUGAUGAUGAUGAUGAUGUUGAUGGUGAGAAAGAGGAGCUUGAUAGGGCGCUUCAUUUGGACGGUACGAUUCCAACUACUUCCGGCGAGUUUUUGAAACAGGUUUCGUCUCGGGCGUAUGAUAUGCGGAGGCAUUUGCAGCAAACUUUUGAUAGUAGUAGCUAUGACGUGUUGGAGGCAAAUCCAUGGAGAGAUCCUUCGAAACCUGUAUAUGUACUAACUCGCAAGGAAAAUCAGUUAUGCACAAUGAAAACUCGAAGAAACCGCAGUGAAGUUGAAAGGGAGCUUGGAUUAUUGUUUUCAAAAAGAGCAAAGUGGAGUUCUGGAAUUGGAAACAAAACUAAACAGCCUAGUUCAGGAACUAAGUUUCAGAUGCUGGUUGAGGAUGUUAGGGAAGGAGUGCUUGUAUUCGAAGAUGGAAAUGAAGCUGCAAAAUAUUGUGACUUAAUGCAGGGAGGAGGCAAAGGAUGUGAAGGUGUCGCAGAGAUUGAAGCCUCAUCGGUAUUUGAUCUUUGCCGUAAGAUGAGGGCUCUGGCUGUUCUCUUCCGGAGGGGGAGAACACCUCCUUUACCUCAAAGUCUGGAGCUCAACCUAAGAGCCCGUAAGCGAUCCCUUGAAGACCAAGAGGAUUUGAUAUGAAUCCAGUCAAGAGUAAAUGUAUGAGAAACUAUGUUAUCAAGCCAAACAUCAAAACCCAUAUAUGAAUUCAUUUGUCACAAACUAUUAAAUAUUAUAGUAUAAAUUGAUUGACAUAAUUUUUUGUUUC